This is a messenger RNA of Diabrotica virgifera virgifera (western corn rootworm), 570 nucleotides long. RefSeq lists its product as uncharacterized. The record is from RefSeq and is a predicted model, not a curated record. Bases 1 to 570 code for a protein of 189 amino acids. The transcript has a single exon. NCBI's taxonomy places the organism in Eukaryota, Metazoa, Arthropoda, Insecta, Coleoptera, Chrysomelidae.
AUGACAGUUUGUUUUGCAGAUUUUCAAAAUGUUAGGCUAAUUUUAGACUGUACUGAAAUUUAUGUACAGACUCCAAAGUGUUUGUGUUGCCGAAUACGAUUUUAUUCACAAUAUAAAUCUCAUUUAACAAUUAAGUUUAUGACUGGCGUUUCACCUGGUGGGUUAAUAACUUAUGUCAGUAAAGCAUAUGGAGGAAGAGCAUCAGAUAAAGUGAUAUUUGAAGAGAGCAAUGUGAUUGCUUUAUUAGAUUCUAGCAGAGAUGCAGUUAUGGUAGAUAAAGGUUUUCUUAUUGAUGAUAGUUGUAGAUUAUAUAAUAUACAAUUAAUUAGACCUCCGUUUUUAAGAAAAAAAUCCCAAUUAACCACUGAGGAAGCUAUCUUAAAUGCCAAAAUUGCAUCAGCUCGAGUUCACAUUGAACGGAUUAAUCAAAGAUUAAAGAUUUUUAAAAUUCUUAGUGGAAAGUUAAGUUGGGCUUAUGUUCCAUUAGUUGAUGAUAUAUUUACAAUAAUAUGUGCAAUAACAAAUAUAUCAUCUCCAAUUUUAUCAGAUGGAAAAUUUUUGGAGACGUAA